Messenger RNA from Fragaria vesca subsp. vesca, 2379 nucleotides. RefSeq names its product branched-chain-amino-acid aminotransferase 5, chloroplastic-like. Gene Ontology annotation, molecular function: branched-chain-amino-acid:2-oxoglutarate transaminase activity. Lineage: Eukaryota; Viridiplantae; Streptophyta; Magnoliopsida; Rosales; Rosaceae. The transcript has 11 exons. Gene Ontology annotation, cellular component: chloroplast. Bases 66 to 1259 code for a protein of 397 amino acids. The record is from RefSeq and is a predicted model, not a curated record. Gene Ontology annotation, biological process: branched-chain amino acid metabolic process.
AAACCCAACAACGUUUUCCGAUCGACAACAGGUCAACAGUGAUCACUCAUCGGAGAGACACACAGAUGAACAUGGUCUCCACUCCCGGCCUCGCAACUGCUUUUCCGACCCCGAUCGCAACUACUACUCUCCGCACCUCCAAAGCUACUCUUCACCCCCGUCACUCGUGUUUCAAGUCUUUGAUCACCACAAGCCUCAGAGCCCUUCAGUCUCAUGCCCCCGGCUUUAGCCAAGUGUCUGAACUGCCUGAUAUAACUUGGGACAACGUUGGCUUCAACAAUCCUAUGACUACGGAUUAUAUGUUUACUAUGAAGUGUUCUGAAGAUGGAUACUUUUGUGAUGGUGGGUUACAGCGUUUUGGUAAAAUUGAAUUGAACCCAGCUGCCUGUGUUUUGAACUAUGGCCAGGGAGUAAUUGAAGAAUUGAAAGCAUACAAGAAGCUAGAUAAUUCUAUAGUACUCUUUCGUCCAGAGGAAAAUGGAUUGAGGAUGAGAAUGGGAGCAGAGCGCAUGUGUAUGCCUGCACCAACUGUCGAGCAGUUUAUGGAAGCUGUGAAACUUACUGUGUUGGCAAAUAGACGCUGGGUUCCCCCACCAAAUAAAGGCUUUCUACAUAUCAAACCCGUACUGAUGGGGAAUGGACCUGUUCUUAGUGUUAAACCAGCUCCGGAAUUCACCUUUCUCAUAUAUGCUACUUCAAUGGGAAACAACUUUAAGGAAGGACUGCAACCAAUCAACUUAGUGGUUGAAAAUAAAAUCCAUCGUGCAGUUCCUGGUGGAGUUGGAAGUGUUAAUGCCAUAGGGAAUUAUGCUCCGGUUUUGAAGGCACAGGUGGAAGCAAAAGCAAAUGGUUUCUGUGAUGUUUUGUACCUUGAUUCUGUUCACAAAAAAUAUGUGGAACAGACUUCCACUGCUAACAUCUUUCUAGUGAAGGACAAAAUUAUCUCCACUCCAGCACUGGAAGGGACAGUUUUGCCUGGUGUUACACGCAAAAGUAUAAUUGAAAUUGCUCAAAGCCAAGGGUACCAGGUUGAGGAGCGCCCUGUGUCGAUUGAGGAGUUGCUGGAAGCUGAUGAAGUGUUCUGUACUAGAAAUGCUGUCUGUUUAUCACCUAUAGGCAGCAUAACUUACAUGGGAAAAAGGGUGUCUUACCAAGAAACUGGACUUGGUGGAGUUUCUGAGCAACUGUAUCAGGCUCUUUCAAAUAUACAGAUGGGUCUUGCAGAAGACAAUAGGGGUUGGACAGUAACCUUGAAGUAGCAGAAUAUGAGAAUAUACAGAUUAUUAUGGAUGAUUACUACGUUGGAUGCUUAGAUUCAGCAGCUUAUUAACUGAUGGAGUUCUGUUUGUUUUUACACAUAUUUCUUUCUUGCUAUGGAAUAUUUGGAAGCAUCGAUGUGGUUCCAUUUUCAAUCACUUCUCUCCGGAUCCAGUCUUGGUCUCAAAAUUAGCUUCACAGCAAGCAGAUGAAUUUUUAUCAGUUCAGAACAGGCAUCAUCAGAAGAAUUCUCACUCGGUGCUUGUUCCCUCUGCUUCUGGUAAUUGGAUUCCCCCCUUCGGUUGGAACUUUAAAGAUUAAUACUUAUGCUACUUGGAGUUCGGAUUCUUUUAGUUGUGGUUCUCUUCUUCAUGGUGUAGUCUCUGUCGGUCAAGUAAUCUCGGCAGAAGCUGUAGAGGCUCAAGCUCUUCAUCAAGGUCCCAAGUUGGCUAAGUCGGUUGGUUUGAUUUCUUUCUCUAUGGAAGCUGACUGUUUAUCCCUCAUAUCAGCUAUGAAAUCCCCUAAAGGAUCUGUUUCUUGGUCUGCUGCCUCUUGGUUUCAGCAAAUUAAGUCUUUGGCAGGUUCUUUUUCUUCUAUUAACUGGUCCUGGAUCAGUAGGGAGGCAAAUGCAGCAGCUGAUACUGCUGCUCACUUUGCUUCAAGUUUGGAGUGUUCUUUGAACUGGGUUCAUAAUCCUCCUCCUUUCUUGCAGCAUGUUCUUCAAUCGGAUGUGGUCUCUGCUCCUCCUUGAAGUCUAUAUUUUUAGCUUUUAUUCUUCUAGUUUGUAAGGUUUGUAGGGUUCUUUGGUUUGUAAAGAUUGUUAGGUCUGUUGUUUUUGGUUUGUAAGGUUCUGUUGUACAAAAAAAAAAAAAAGUCUUGGUUCAAUUUAGCAAAAUGGAACGGACAUACACGUAUGUCGCUUCUGUUAAUGUGGCUGCCACGACGUCGUUUUCCAAAACAGCAUCCUCCUCCCAAGGCCAAAGGAGUCGGAUUGGAAUGGGUCAACCACCAGUGUCACCACCACGUUUUUUUUCCAGUUCCCAUGCUGGUUUGGUCUUCUGGCCUUCAACCACGGUGACCGUACGUAUCUGAACGACACUACCACUUGCAGAGGUCACGGGU